Molecule: messenger RNA, 1107 nt
Organism: Eleginops maclovinus (Patagonian blennie)
Lineage: Eukaryota; Metazoa; Chordata; Actinopteri; Perciformes; Eleginopidae
Exons: 4
Coding region: 265-669 (134 amino acids)
Source: RefSeq, a predicted model, not a curated record
GCAGUCUUACCACCAUGUGUCCGAGACAGUGACAAUGAAGUGUGUGCACAGGUUUAUGUAUGUGUGAGUGUGUGUGUUUGUUUGAACCUGAGAAAGUUGUGUGAGUGGGCAUAUUCAGCACUGUGUCCAAUCGUCCUUCCUGAGCAGCCCUGCGUUGCAUUCCUGAUUGUUCGGAUUUGUUUCUUCAGCUGGACUGAGGAAAUUUAUCAAAAACGGAGGAGGACAUUAAGGAUUAACAGAGAAACUAAAGGAAUAGUGGUCAAGAUGUUGGUCACCAUGCUAACAGCCAUGUAUGUGGUGGUCAAAGUCGUAGAAUCGAUAGGGGUGCGGUUUGCACGGCAAAAGGACCCUUUGCCUUACAUCGUGUCCCAGCCUUUGCCUUGGCAGGUUCACUCAGUGUCACACAGUCGGAGGAGCAGCAAAACAGAUGAGUUUGAUGGCUACAGGAGGAACAGCAUAGGCGUGUAUAGGAAGAACUCUGCCUCCAUGGCUAUUGCUUCAGCCUCUCUGGCUAUCCCCUGUGUCCUGUCGUGCUCAGGCUCCAAUGCCAGCAAUGGGACCUGCACCGCUGUUCCCGCGCUCAGCCCGGUUGAAGUGGAGAAGGCCGCUGCCACCAUCCAGACCCAUUACAGGAAGUUCCAACAGAAGAAACAGAAGAACGGCAAGUAGAUGGACAACGAGGGAGGCCGGUAUCGAUGCAGCAAGCCUGGGAGACAUCAGAAAGCAGGUGGAACAAUGGAUGAACUCUGUGACUACAUACAAAAAUGCACACAUAUUCAUACUGUACAAUAUACACUUAGCGAAGCUUUUGGAUUAGUGACACAUUGUAAACAAUAAAAUAGUAAGUGUUUAUUUCUUCAACAACUGGAAUGAUUUAAAAUUUGUAUGUGAAGGAUUUGUUGUAUAUUACUAAAUCUGAAUGAAUGUUAGUUUGUGCACUGAAUACUGAGUGACUGUGAGAGUGUGUAUGUGUAAAUAUAACGUGUUAUAAUGUUAUAACCAAUAUAAAAAUAUUGGGGGAACAAAUAUUAUAAUUUGUCAACAUUUUUGAUCUUAUAAUAGAAGGUGUAAAAAACUCAUUUUAAUAAACUCCACUGUAAAACAUGA